AAGAAAGAAGAAGAAUGUUAUGACGUUCGCUCGGAUGGCUGGGACGGCUGUACUAUGGUGCUGUACGCAAGGCCACCAGGAGGGCCGUCAGCGUGCCAGUCGCUGAGUAGACCCCGGCCCUAAGUUCCCUCGAUUAUGAACGGCUGCGAGGCGCUCACCACAUAGACGCGCACAAUGUCUCAAGUGGCCUUCUUCGAGUAUUCCCUUGGGAUCACAUUCGUUGCCUUCCUGCUUCUGUACAUGAUUGAGUUCCUGUGGGCUAUUGUGGGUUUUAUCGCCGUCAUAGGUGUCAGUCUGACUGUGGGCGUCAAAGCAGCUCGUGUCCUUAUCCGUGUCCGUGACAACAAUCAAGUCCCGCCGAUAGGCAAAGCAGUCUUCGUUACUGGUUGUGAUGUGGGCUACGGACGUAACCUAGCGGUAGAGCUAGCCAAUCGCGGUUUCCGGGUGUUUGCCUGCGUGUCCCACGGGUCACCAGAGCGUCAAGGAGAACUUAAGACUCUAAAGACUGUUACUGUACUCGAGGUGGACACACGUCAAGACCUCGACAUUAUUGAUGCUGUGAAAACUGUGCAAGAGCAAGCUACAGUGCUCUGGGCCCUCGUCCUCACCGAAGGCAUAAGCUACAUUGGUGAGGUGGAAUGGGAAGACAUCACGCAUAUCCAGAAAGUGCACGAGAUCAACGUAUUCGGCGUAUUGCGUGUUGUUCGUGCGUUCCUGCCCAUGAUACGAAGGAAUCACGGGAGGCUCGUCUUUGUCGGUGGCUACGCAGGUCGAAUGGCCUUUCCUGGGAUGGUUCCAUAUUGCAUGACGAAGGCCGCCAUCAUAUCCCUUUCAGACGGGUUGAGAAGGGAAUGCAGGAAGUGGGGCAUACGAGUCUCCGUUAUUCAUCCCUUCUACUACAAAACCUACGAUACUCCAGAGAUCGGUCAGGUCACUAGGCGACGUUCUUCGGUGCACCAGAUGGCGACAGUUCCCGCUGACGUGCUGGAGGUACUAGGGGACGAUUAUCUGUUGAACUACCGACAGCUCUGCGAAAGGAGACUGGAACUAUUUGCCCGUCACGACCUGAGGGUAGUGGUAAACGCCAUCAUGGACGCCGUAAUGCACGUACAUUCAAAGACCUACUAUGAAUGCGUGGGUCCUGUCGACAACGCUCUCUGGUGGGCACUCGAGGCGCUACCGAUCGAGUUUCAAGACUUCUGUAUGGCGAAAAUGCUCGGAGGCGCGGAAUUUAAAAAGGGCGCGAAACGAAAGAUGUCCGUGAGAAGGAGACAGUCGGCUAUUACCGUUCCCCUCUCGGCUCUAUGUGGAUCGGGCAUUAGUUCAAUAUCGUCACCUUUGACAUCUGGUUCCAUGAACAUUGGUUCGCCACUGCGCUAUAAUGAACCCAUGUCACCCGGGGCCCACCAACCGUUGGAAGAAGCCCCAAGCCCCAAGCCUAAAGAGGGGGAGACGACAGAUCCUACUUCAGCGGCUGCUGCAGCAUUAAAGGAUACAGCGCUCGGCAAGCCUGAUCCUGACCUCCCACACAAGGAAGAUGAAGUUGCUACUAUUCAUGCGACAUUUUCGUCGGCGGGUUCUGCUGGUAGCGCUCCCAAGGAUGAAACAGCUGCCCCUGCCCUUACGGAAAGUGCUCCUAAAGAUGAAACAGUUUCCCAUGCCCUUGUAGAAAGAGCUCCUGAUGAUGAAACAGCUGCCCGUGUCCUUACGGAAAGAGCCGCUAAAGAUGAAACAACUGCCCUUGCCCCUGCGAAAGAAGCUCCUAAAGAUAAAGCAGCUGCCCACGUCCUUGCGGAAGGAGCUCCUAAGGAUGAAGCGGCUGCUCCUGCGGGAGGAGCUUCUAAAGAUAAAACAGCUGCUCCUGCCCCUGCGGAAGGAGCGCCUAAAGAUGUAACAGCUGCCCUUGUCCCUGCGAAAGAAGCUCCGAAAGGUGAAGCAGCUGCCCGUGUCCUUGCGGAAGGAGCUGCUAAGGAUGAAGCGGCUGCUCCUGCCCCUGCGGAAGGAGCUUCUAAAGGGGCGGUAUCUGCUACUCAGGGAGCACCAAAAGUAGAGGAACACAGCAAAACGGCGGAAAAUCCCGAAAAGAAAUCGGAUGACAGUUCUCUUUCAGCUACAUAAGGCUGUGUGCUAACCCGUAGAAACAACCAGCCAAACGACCGCAGUGUCAGAGCAGCGUAAGGCCUCACGUAUCUAGGCAUGAUCGAUCAAAUUUACAGCAAAUAUAAUGCAUUUUAAUGGCG
Molecule: messenger RNA, 2240 nt
Organism: Ornithodoros turicata
Lineage: Eukaryota; Metazoa; Arthropoda; Arachnida; Ixodida; Argasidae
Exons: 5
Coding region: 175-2118 (647 amino acids)
Biological process (GO): steroid metabolic process
Cellular component (GO): intracellular membrane-bounded organelle
Molecular function (GO): oxidoreductase activity
Source: RefSeq, a predicted model, not a curated record